This is a messenger RNA of Hemisphaericaspora subhashii, 1053 nucleotides long. Its product is annotated as ketoreductase. Gene Ontology annotation, cellular component: endoplasmic reticulum. The record is from RefSeq and is a predicted model, not a curated record. Gene Ontology annotation, biological process: fatty acid elongation. The coding region runs from base 1 to 1053 and encodes 350 amino acids. The transcript has a single exon. Lineage: Eukaryota; Fungi; Ascomycota; Pichiomycetes; Serinales; Debaryomycetaceae. Gene Ontology annotation, molecular function: ketoreductase activity.
AUGUUUAUCACAGAAUUGUUACCCUCGGACUCUGAAAACCCACUUUUACACUAUGCUUUGUAUGGUGCUAUGCUUUUCGGAGUAUUUAAGCUUACCACUGGUACCUUGAGCUUGAUUGCUCUCAUCUUUGAUUUGUUUAUCUUACCACCAGUUAAUUUCCAAAAAUAUGGAGCAAAAAAAGGAAAAUGGGCAGUUGUUACUGGUGCAUCUGAUGGAAUUGGUAAAGAGUAUGCCUUACAAUUAGCCAAGAAGGGCUUAAAUGUGGUGUUGGUUUCCAGAACUCAAUCGAAGUUGGAGUUGAUUGCCACUGAACUUGAAUCAAAAUAUAAAGUUUCCACGAAAGUCAUUGCGUUUGAUGCUUCUACUGAUGAAGAGGCAAACUAUGUCGCCAUUAAGGAUGCAAUUGCUGAUUUACCAGUUACUGUUUUGAUCAAUAACGUGGGUCAAUCACACUCAAUCCCCGUUCCAUUCUUGGAAACCGAGGAAAAAGAAAUGAGAGAUAUUAUUACUAUCAACAAUACUGCAACAUUGAAAAUUACCCAAGUUGUUGCACCUGUUAUCGCAUCUACUGUGAAAAAGGAAAAGAAAAAGGUACGUGGUUUAAUCUUGACUAUGGGCUCAUUUGGAGGAUUAUUGCCAACUCCAUACUUGGCUACUUACUCUGGGUCCAAGGCUUUCUUGCAAGCUUGGUCUGCCGCUCUUGCAGGUGAGUUGGCACCUCAGGGUAUCGAUGUGGAAUUAAUCAUUUCCUAUUUGGUUACUUCAGCCAUGUCCAAGAUUAGGCGUACUUCUGCAACUAUUCCAAACCCCAAACAAUUUGUUGCUUCUGUAUUAAGAGGGGUCGGUCGUCGUAAUGGAGCACAAGAGAGAUAUGCUACUAAUACGCCAUACUGGUCCCAUGCCUUAAUGCAUUUCGGAAUCGCUAACACAGUGGGUGUUUUUUCCAAACUUGCCAAUACAUUAAACUUAAAGAUGCACAAAUCUAUUCGUGCUAGAGCUCUUAAGAAGGCCGCUAGAUUGAGUUCUCAAUCCCAAUCAACUAAGAGUGAUUAA